Molecule: messenger RNA, 627 nt
Organism: Aureococcus anophagefferens
Lineage: Eukaryota; Pelagophyceae; Pelagomonadales; Pelagomonadaceae
Exons: 3
Coding region: 1-627 (208 amino acids)
Biological process (GO): cilium assembly
Cellular component (GO): cytoplasm; microtubule cytoskeleton
Molecular function (GO): GTPase activity; GTP binding
Source: RefSeq, a predicted model, not a curated record
AUGGGCUUGCUCACACUCCUGCGGAAGCUCAAGCGCACGGACAACGAGGCGCGCAUCCUCGUGCUCGGCCUCGACAACAGCGGGAAGACGACGAUCCUCAAGAAGCUGAGCGAGGAGGACAUCUCCCACAUCAUGCCCACGCAGGGCUUCAACAUCAAAUCCCUCAUGCAGGACGGCUUCAAACUCAACGUGUGGGACAUCGGAGGCCAGAAGUCGAUCCGCCCCUACUGGCGCAACUAUUUCGACCAAACCGACGCGCUCGUCUACGUCAUCGACUCGGCGGACUCGAGGCGCAUGGAGGAGACGGCGACGGAGCUCGGCCAGCUCGCGCGUCCCGCCGCGUCCUUCGGUCGGGCGCGCGCGGCGGCCGCCGCUUCCGCGCGCGCCGCGCGCCGCGGUCCUCGGGGUCCGGUCGACGAGGCGAAGCUGUCGGAGAUCCCCGUGCUCUGCUUCGCGAACAAGUGCGAUCUGAUGAACGCCAUGGAGGAGGAGGAGAUCGAGGAGAACGUGAACCCGGUGCUCAAGGGCCGCAACUUCAAGAUCCAAAAGUGCUCCGCGAAGACGGGCGUCGGCCUCCAGGACGGCAUGGAGUGGCUCGUCGACCAGCUCAACAACGGCGCCGACUGA